CAAGGUUGUACUUGGUGAUCGACCAUCUCCGGUGUGAGCUUUAUCUCUUUGCCAAAACCCACAAUUUCACUCACAUAGUGUUUUAAAAUCUUUUUGGUAGGUUACACACAUGAGAUGUAUGGGCAAGGCGUCUCUUUUAGAUUUGUUCUUUUUUCCUUCAAAAUAGCAGAAUAUCGUGCCCUAGCCCCAAAAUCUCAAAAUACAUUUUCCUUCAACCACCGCGAGCUUCCUACACCGCCGUCGCCGAUUGUUUCGCCUCCAUUUCAGAUUUCACGAAGACAAAAAUAACGGAAGUAGCCAAAGAUGUACAGAGCAAAGCGUCUCUACCAAAUCGCUCAGCAGCGGCUGAGUCACUCCUCGGCCACAUCGAGAGUCGGUUAUGAACGUAAAAGGAGGAAGUGGAUGCCGCAGGAGCUCACAGGAGGUGUAUUGGAGCUCACGUGCAAGUCAUCUGCGCCUAGCGGCGUCUGCAAUGUCUAUUUGGUUGGAACUAAUCACCAUUGUCUGGUAUCUGGGAGAUUAGCUCAGGCUGCGGUGAAAUUCUUCAAGCCAGAGGUUGUUUUCUUGGAGUUGUGCGACUAUCGCAAACCUAUUUUAAUGGGUCAAAAUGCAAAGGUAUUUUGUAUUUGGAGUCUGUUUGUGAAGAGUUACUCAGCGGCUGAGUCACUACUGGAUUGAGACCAAGACUCAAGAUGAAUCAUGGAAUGGUAUAUCCGGUGGAGAGUUUUACUUGGCAAAUGCGGAAGCAAUGAAAUAUGGAGCCAAGGUUAUACUUGGUGAUCGACCAUAUCCGGUUACAGCGAUGAGAUACAUGGGCAAGGCGUCUCUCGUGGAUUUGUUGAUUCCACAAGAGAUAUGUUUGCCAAAAGAUUGCUUCGACAAGCUUCAUGGAAAGAUGCAUGCUGGCGCAAUGGAUCGAAUGAGCGAGGAGUAUGCUAAGCAGGAUCCUAUCAUGGCGCAGACUUUCGUGGAUGAGCGCAAUCAAUAUAUGUCAACAAAGCUACGAGAAGUUGCAACACAGCAUGAAUCUGUGGUUGCUGUCGUUGGAAUGGGCCACGUACCGGGAAUAAAAAAAUACUGGAAUCAGAAACACCCUAUAGACGUUGAUCAACUUCUUAGCGUUCCAAAACAACCAAUGACCGUGUGGGAUCUACUUGCUUUUAUUCUCGCAAUAUUAGUCAUCAUCUUGAGGCUCGUACGCUUUAACGUCGACAGGCGCAGGAACAGGCGUAGUCGAGCAGCUCCUUAAUUUGCAUCAUCAGAAAAUAAAGUCAAAUAUAAGGAGAUGGAACGGAGGGAGUAUCAAAUAUAAGGAGAUAGUGAAUGUUUCAGGUUGAGCGACUUCUUGACGUUCCAAAACAACUAAUAACCGUGGGCAGUGUUCUUACUUCUAUUAUAGCAAUAUUAGUCGUAAUCUUGAGGGUCAUUUGCAUAAACAAUAAAAGGUACAUUGUGUUUUGUAAUGAAGGGGACUACUCUCUUCACAUUCUGAUGUAGAAAAAAAAUAUGUUGUCAAGAAUUCUUUACUCUGGAUUGUGAAACGAUUUUACCAAGUUAUCAUCUUUUUCCUUUUAAAAAGCAAACAAAACACACGAAUCUUUGUAAUAAUAUUUUAUUUCAUUGGGUUCU
This is a messenger RNA of Salvia splendens (bonfire salvia), 1629 nucleotides long. Its product is annotated as traB domain-containing protein. Lineage: Eukaryota; Viridiplantae; Streptophyta; Magnoliopsida; Lamiales; Lamiaceae. The transcript has 11 exons. Gene Ontology annotation, cellular component: mitochondrial outer membrane. The record is from RefSeq and is a predicted model, not a curated record. The coding region runs from base 749 to 1249 and encodes 166 amino acids.